GCAUUCUUGUAACGUGUUAGUUCAUCAGGAUUCCAUUAAGUUGGCGGACUUUGGAUUAUCAAAAAGGAUUGAUGAAACGUCUAAAUCACAAUCAAAAUUACUUGGAAUGAUUCCCUAUAUUGAUCCAAAAAUAUUAAUGGAUAACAAUUUAAAAUCAAAUGAGAAAAGUGAUAUAUACAGUAUCGGAGUUUUGUUAUGGGAAAUAUCGAGUGGGAAACCACCAUUCCAUGAAGAGAAAUAUGAUUUUAAUUUAAUGUAUAAAAUUUCACAGGGUCGAAGGGAAAUAAUUGUUCCAAAUACUCCUAAUGAUUAUUCCAAUCUUUAUACUGAAUGUUGGAAUAAUGAACCAAGUAAACGACCAACCAUA
Molecule: messenger RNA, 367 nt
Organism: Rhizophagus irregularis DAOM 181602=DAOM 197198
Lineage: Eukaryota; Fungi; Glomeromycota; Glomeromycetes; Glomerales; Glomeraceae
Source: RefSeq, a predicted model, not a curated record